Molecule: messenger RNA, 768 nt
Organism: Triticum turgidum subsp. durum (durum wheat)
Lineage: Eukaryota; Viridiplantae; Streptophyta; Magnoliopsida; Poales; Poaceae
Source: the annotation of a GenBank genome assembly
AUGGCAACCAACGAAAACCUCCCACCAAAUGUCAUCAGGCAAUUGGCUAAAGAAUUGAAGAAUCUUGACCAGUCACCUCCAGAAGGGAUUAGAGUGAUUGUGAAUGACGAUGACUUCACAAGUAUUUGUGCAGAUAUAGAUGGCCCUGAUGAUGCAGGCGGGACUCCGUAUGAGAAUGGGGUUUUCCGGAUGAAGCUAGUCUUGUCCCGUGACUUCCCUCAAUCCCCACCAAAAGGAUUUUUUGUGACCAAAAUAUUCCAUCCAAACAUAUCGAGCAGUGGUGAGAUCUGCGUUAACACGUUGAAAAAGGAUUGGAAUCCUACUCAUGGAUUAAGGCAUGUUCUACUGGUGGUGAGAUGCCUACUGAUUGAACCAUUCCCAGAAUCUGCGCUCAAUGAGCAGGCUGGAAAGAUGUUACUUGAGAACUAUGCGGACUAUGCACGGCAUGCAAGGUUAUACACCAGCAUUCAUGCCCUUAAACCUAAGGCUAAGCCCAAGAGUGGCACUAUCUCCGAGUCGACUUCUGUAAACGUGGAUCAGUCAAGCACAACAAAUCUAUGCGAAACUGCACCAUCGGCGCCCAUGGCUUUAUGUGCUACUGCUGCUACCAAAGUGCCAGGCUCAAAUUCGCUGGAUCAGAAUGCUCCCGCUGAGCCCACUGUUGGACCAUCUACGACAUUGCCCAAGAAGGAAGGACCUGUUGCUACAAAAGCCCCAGCCGAUAAGAAGAAGAUUGACGCGAGGAAGAAGAGCUUGAAGAGAUUGUAA